CAAGUUGAGCUGUUGAAUAAUCCUGUGAAACAAGCCUGUAGUCUGUCAGUUCAAAUUCAAAGCCAGAAAAACAGCCAGAUGUAUUGUAAGAAGAGAUUUUGUCCACGAAUUUGUUUGAAUUUUAUCAAGAGAUGAUACCAUUCGUGCUGUCAAAUCGCUGGAGCUGGAGAUUGAACCUUAAUUCAGAUUUUGAAACAUUGAAACUGCGCGUAUGAGAGCUGAAAAAUUUAAUAAUUGUUGUACUCCUCAGCAGAGAACUUUUGGUUUCUCUCCACAAUGGAUCGCUUUGUCACUUCCACUCGACCAGGUCCAUCUUCUGCUCCAAGUUUUCCAAGUGUAACAGAAAAUGCUGAAGGAAAAAAUGGUUUCCGUCCGAUUGAAGACACUGGCCCUCUUCACCUUUUCUCUGACAAGCACAACCUGAGCCCUGAUGGAUUUUGCUUCAACACCGGCGAGCAUUGGGUAUAUCCCACCAAUUACCCUGAACGGAAUUAUCAGCUGGAUAUUGUAAGAACGGCUCUCUUUCAAAAUACUCUGGUCUCUCUCCCAACAGGACUUGGCAAAACGUUCAUUGCGGCAGUGGUCAUGUUCAACUUCUACAGAUGGUUUCCAAAUAAAAAGAUUAUAUUCAUGGCACCUACAAAACCUCUGGUUGCUCAGCAAGUGAAAGCCUGCUAUGACAUUAUCGGAAUCCCCAGCACCGACACUUCAGAAUUAACAGGCACAACAAUUCCGCUCCACAGACGGCAGGAAGAGUGGCGGUCAAAGCGAAUAUUCUUUGCGACCCCACAGGUUGUGGCCAAUGACCUUGUUGGACAGGUGUGUCCAGCCGCAGACGUGUGCUGCAUUGUGUUCGACGAGGCGCACAGGGCUAAAGGUAACCAGGCUUACUGCCAGGUCAUGGCAGCCCUCAAGUCAUACAACAGCGAAUUCAGGGUUUUGGCUCUGUCAGCAACGCCGGGAUCGGACAAAACAGCCAUUGCUGAGGUGCUGAGGAAUUUAAGUAUUUCCAAACUGAAAUUGUUGACUGAUGAGAGCCCAGAAGUGAAGCAGCACUCUCACAAAAAAGAUGUUGAAGUGAUCACUGUCAGCCCAAACAACAGACUAAAGGAAAUGGGCACUAGGCUCUUAAGUAUUCUCAGCAGGUAUCUGAUGAAACUGAUGCAAAGAGGGGUGAUUCCACGAUCCUGCAAUAUUUCGAAUUUGGGCGCCUUCCAACUCAAAACUUACUACGACAAGCUGAACACAACACCUAUUCCUGGAGUUGGAUCCAUGGAGCUGAAUGACCUGAAGCACAACUGUUUAGUCGCGUUAAAUUUGUCAAAAGCCUAUGAAAUGCUCAACAGUUACGGAAAGGGAGCUUUUCUCAAUCACAUUAGUCAAACAAAGGCAGAGAGUACAAACAAGCUCCUUGUCCACACACUGGAGAAGGAUGAAGACCUCACAUCUCUGAUUAUGGAUUUGGAGUCAACAACCUUUGACCAUCCUAAAUUGCAAAAGUUGGAAGAGCUAUUGAUCAUGCAUUUUGUUGAAGCCGAGGAAAACGGUGAAAACACUAAAGUCAUCAUUUUUAGCGAGUAUCGAAAUUCCGUUUCGGAAAUCAAAGAAUUCAUCAUCAAACACAGUCCUCUGAUCAGACCGGUUGCCUUUGUCGGUCAGUCCAAGAAGGGAGGCAUCGGUCUGACUCAGCAGGAGCAGAAGAAGAUUAUGCUCGACUUCAAAGCAAACAAAAUCAACGCUUUGAUUUCAACCUGCGUGGGUGAGGAGGGCCUGGAUAUUGGUGAGGUCGAUUUGAUCAUCUGCUAUGAUGCGAACAAGUCACCAAUCCGUCUCGUCCAGAGAAUGGGUCGCACGGGCCGAAAACGUGAUGGAAGGGUUGUCCUCCUACUGACUGAAGGAAAAGAGUACCAGAAAUACAUCUCCAGCACAAAAUUGCACAGCAACGUCAAUAAGAACAUAGGAAACUGGAAUUUGAUUCCAAUUUUAAAUCAGCUGAACAGUCCUAGAAUGGUGCCUAGAGGAGUGAAUCCAGUGUUGUACAGAAAGGUUCUAGUCAUCAAAGAGGAAAAGGAAAAGGCCAAAAAUUUCUUCAAAAAGAAAUCAGGUCCUGACGCACCACCUGCGAUGUCGGUGGUUGAUACCAUCAAUAACCAGGCAAACACCUGGCAGGAGCCGAUUCCUGUGUUCAAGUACCUUGAGUCGUCGAGUGACUGCAAGUUGUUGUCCUUGUUACCUUUUGACGAAAUGAAGGAAAAACUGGUUGAAAUAGAAAACGACGAUGAAGACAAAUUUAACCCUUUCAGCUGGACUGAAUGGCUGUCUAGUGUACAAGGAACUUCUGACUCACCGCAUUCUUCAGACACCAACAAUUUGGUUGCCCUUGUGAAGUUCGCAAACCGCAUGAGUGAAAAUGACGCGACUUGCUUCACCCAGUCAACAGAAAUCGCUUCUGAAGCUGCCAAUGACAUGACAUUCUGGUCCGACAAACUAAGCAAGGAGGUGUGUGGCAAAAAAACAGCAAAGGGAAAGAAAAAUGCGAUACCGCAACAACAAAACCAGCCGUCUAUAGCCAAGAUGCUGCAGCAGAAGAAAGUGCAGAAGAAAAUCCCUCCGCCGCCUCUCUUCAAGGACGAUGAUGACGACCUUUUCAUGCUGCCUUCUGCACGGCCUGUGUCUGAAAAGGUGCAAAAAAGAUCAGUCAAGGAAGAAAUAGACAUAUUUGUGGAGAAUCUAUCCUUGCUGCACCUUUUGUUGCCUUUGAAGAAUGACUGUCCUUUGGUUCAAAUGAUGAACAGCGUUUCUCUGAUCGCCAACACAGUUGACGUGGAGGAAAAGCCAGACUUUGACUUUGAUCCACCUGACAUUUCUAUUUUGGACCAAAUCUUUGGCGAUAGAACUUUAAACAAAGCCACAGUUGAGGUUGUGAUUAAGAAGCCGGAGAUAUCAGUAGGUAGAGAUACUUUUGUCAAGAAAAAGCGGACGACUCCACUCAGAAGAUCAGCAGGCAAGUCCAAGCCAAAUGUGUCCACAGGCCGAUUUGUUCUUGCACCGAUAGCUCUUCCAAAUCCUGUGAAGUUAAAUUUUAACUUUGAUUUGGACAUAUGCAGCGACUCACUUUUGGACGAGGAAGAAGCCGAUGUAAAAGCUGAGCCAGCUGAAUCCCCAGAAAUAUCGCUCUCGGACGAGAUUCUUUGCACUACGGCUGCGGAAAUUGAACUCGACGCCGCAAUGAAAAGCUCAACAUCGUGCAUCCCCACGAGCACGCCAAAAGUAAAUUCAAAGUUCUCCAGCAAACAUGUUAUUUCUUCCGACGAAGAUUUCGACGACGAAGAACUGCUCAGACAUUGCCAAGAGAUUGAAAUGAAAGCUCUCACACAAACGCAGCAACCUGCCCCUGCCGUGGAAGAGGACGACGACGACGACGUCACGUAUAUAGAUGAAGAAUUCUUGAAGCAGGUCAGCGCCAUUGAGGAAGCUGCUAAAGCAAAAUCGAUACAGCAUGGGGAGCCCAUCACGCUCUCCACUGAUGAGGACAAAGAAGAUCAUGAUGAGUCAAAUCAUGAAAGGGACGUGGCUUUGACAACUCUGCAAUCUUCUGACAGCGGGGAAGUUAUUGAUCCCUCACGAUCUAGAAGCCAGAGUGUGGCAAGCAAACGGCCGCACAGCAUGCUAGAAGUUUCAUCAGAUUUCGCGAGUCCAGUUAAAAAACCAAAAUGCAAGAUUAGAAAGAAAAAGAGGAACCCCUUUGCACUUACUCAAGCAAGUGUAUCUGAUGAUUCCUCGUCAGGCGAGGAUAGUGCAGACAUGGACCAAUACGACCAAAGCUUCAUCAAGGAGCAAUGCACGCAGGUUGACGUUGACAUGCAGGCGGAGUACUUGAAGACCACUAGGAGCCCUCCGAUCAACCCAAAGUUCAAAAUCCCAAACCUCUUGAAUAGGAACAGAAACAAUUCCUCAGAUGAAGCAUAUUUAGAGGACUCAUUUUGUGUAGCAACAGAGGGAUCACCUGAGGAGUCUGAAGAGGACCUGUUGGAGGUGUGUGAGAAGCGGCUCAGAGAAAAGAGGAAAGCAAAAAGGUCCAGCACUGAAAACAAGAAGAAAACGAGAAUAAUUAUUAAGCCCAUCUCCAGUGAUAGUGAGGAUGAGGAAAGAAAAACAGAUAAAUCGUUCAAAACUCCUGUGAACAUUCCUUUAAAGACGUUUUCGCCUGUUGCAUCGACGUCAAAGGCUAAUUUCACAAGCUUCAAACCUGUUGAUAAACUGGAAAAAGUGCAACAGAUCCCCCCACCAGCUGCAAGUAUUGGCAGAAAGGAACAUAUUCCAGUUCCAGUUCUGGAAGUGAAGCCAUCCUUCAAACCAAAACCGUCCUUCACGCCCAAACUUACCAAUCCUGAGGAAACGGUGCCAAAACUUCCACCAGCAUCUAGGGAGCAGCAUGGGAAAACCAAUAUUAUUGCAUCCACGAAUCAAAUCCAACGGGCUCCCCAACUGGUCACGUGCCUGAGCACAAAGCACAACCUCCACGUGAUAAUUAGGACACUACCAUCUGGAGUAGAUUACGUCAUCAGCCAGCGUCUGGCGGUUGCCAGGAUCAGGGUUUCCGACACGUCUUCCUUCUUUCCCAACAGCAAGCUGGUGGACACUGCCAAGUCUCUGAGUGAAUAUUUCCAGUUUAGUCUGCUUAUUUUUGAGAACGACAAAGACUGUCCUUUGCCUGAUAUUAAAAAGAACGCUCCACUGCCUGUAAACAAGCUGAGAAGGACAAUUUGCUUCCUACAGGAGUCUAAAAUCAAAUACAUUUUCUGCAGAAAUCAAGAGGAGACUGCAGAAUAUCUUGCUAUGUUGAGCUCCAAAGAAGCAAAGGCUGAAUCUUAUGGAAUUGAUGAUUGGUUUACUGUUGAGGAAAAUAAAAACGUGCAUUUUCAAUUCUACAGUAACUUGCCACACGUGAAUAUUGUGAUGGCAUUGAAGCUCACAAAAACUUUCCCAUCAAUGAGUGAUUUUUUAGAAAGAUGCAACAGUGCCCAAGAUGUCAUGGAAAUUUUCAAAAUUAGUGAUCACAGGAAAGCGAACGAUAUUUAUAGGGUUUUGAAUGAGCCUUGGAAUUAGGUGAAAUUCCUUGUCAAGCACAAAAAAAUUGGAUUUUUAAAUUUUAGUUAAGAAUUAAAUUAUUAAAACUAUUUUAAC
Molecule: messenger RNA, 5187 nt
Organism: Cloeon dipterum
Lineage: Eukaryota; Metazoa; Arthropoda; Insecta; Ephemeroptera; Baetidae
Gene: Fancm
Product: FA complementation group M
Exons: 24
Coding region: 277-5109 (1610 amino acids)
Biological process (GO): interstrand cross-link repair; double-strand break repair via synthesis-dependent strand annealing
Molecular function (GO): ATP binding; four-way junction helicase activity; four-way junction DNA binding
Source: RefSeq, a predicted model, not a curated record